UUCAGAAGGUCUUCGCUGUUUUUCCCACACUUGCAAUGAAAUUAAAGUUCGCCUGCACUGACAUUAGUAACUUGGGAACGAUACCUGACGUUUGAUGAUGGACAACUAGAAAAACGCAGCUGUAUUAUAUUUCCCUUUUGAACACAUCUUCGCAUGUUUCUUAAAACGGCGCGCACACAAGACACUCAGCUAGCGGGUUUCUAUAGAAAAGGAAAACAGUCUUCGAAUCUCUCAGACAUCAUCGGAGGGAAUCUCAACAAUUGCGUCUGUAAUGUAGAGUUCAUGGACUCUUGAAAUUUUUCAGCAAGUGAAGAGAGGAUAUUUUGAAAUGGAAUGCAAUUCCUCUUGUAAGCCAGUCUGAUCUUGACAAAGCAAUUGAAAUCUUGGACAGAAGCCAGCACCUCACCAGCCUUAGAAUACUCUUGUCACUACCUAAUGGCAUCAGUGACUACACCAGUCACAAAUCUAAUGUGCCAAAUGCAUCAGUGAUGCCUCCAAGCAACCCAAAGGUUGGAUCUCUCUUUGGCAAACCUUUCUAUAAAAAAAGACAACCAAGAAGUUAUGGACUUGGAAUCAGGCAUCUCUCCAGGUCUCAGUCAACCCCUGAUGAGAUCGCUUACAUGGCAGUGGAUCCACCCAACACACCAAGUUUAUCAAGAUACAUCAAUGUGCAGUACAUGUCAUCCAGUAAUAUCAACACCAGAGGCCGAAACUCUCCCCCUCCAGGAUUCCAUCAUGAUGAAUUCCCAGCUCAGCCUUUCCAUAUGGUCAGGGUAAGAGUUGUUUCCAGUCCAAGCUCUGAAGGUUCUUGGAGAGGAUCAUCCUUUUCUGUCGACAGUGGAGGAGAAAUGCAAUCAUUUUACAACUCUACAAGAUCAGCAUCAAACAGCUCACUGGUGGUGGCUAGUGGAAUGUUUUCCUCAGAAGAAGAUAUAACCGACUGUAAAGCUCAUACGUACCCGAGAAGGAGAAGUCACACGAUUGGAGGACCAGAUGUGGACUAUAAUGACGGAAGCCAAAGAUACAAUGGUACACAGAAUUCUCGCAAACCAAUUCCGCUGUCGAUGAGAAUAGACCAGCAAAUUAGUCCUGCCAGCAGCAGUAGUAGCAGUAGUGGUUUGAUCGCUGACAUCGAUAUAAACACAAAAAGACCUGGAAGAGAGUCUGAGCUCGAAGUCGCCGUGCAGAAGCUUAAAGACAUGUCAAUAACAGAAACAAAAGUGCUUGAGGUGCCUCGAAACUGGACGAAAGGGAAGCUUCUCGGAGCAGGAGCGUUUGGUCAGGUAUACAUGUGUCAUGACCAUGAUACAGGGAGCGAAUUAGCCGUCAAACAAGUUGAAGUUGGGCUCCUCAAUACUGCGACCCAAAAGGAAGUGAAAGCUCUCGAAGCAGAGAUCGAUCUUUUAAAGAAUCUCAGACACGACAGAAUAGUGUUAUACUAUGGGACACAACAGACAGAUCUGCAUGUCUACAUAUUUAUGGAAUACAUGCCUGGGUCAUCGGUACACGACCAUAUCAAACAACAUGGUGCUCUCAAUGAGAGUUUAACGAGAAAAUAUACAAGACAAAUUCUAGAAGGAGUGUCUUUCCUUCACGCGACUCUAAUUGUACACAGAGAUAUCAAAGGUGCAAACAUCCUUAGAGAUCUUCGUGGUAAUGUGAAAUUAGCCGAUUUUGGAGCGUCCAAGAGAUUACAGACAAUUCGAAGUAAAACUGGUUUUCGAUCAGUUCAUGGCACUCCAUACUGGAUGGCACCAGAGGUGAUAAACGGGGAAGGCUACGGGCGCAAGGCUGACAUCUGGAGUCUUGGAUGCACGGUGGUAGAGAUGCUGACGACGAAGCCUCCAUGGGCGGAGUUCGAACCAAUGGCGGCCCUGUUUAAGAUUGCAACGCAGCCUACAGAGCCUUCGCUGCCGCACGAUCUGUGUGAGGACGCCAGGGAGUUUAUUCAGUCCACUCUGACAAAGAACUCUUGGCAAAGGCCUUCGGCUGACGAACUGCUGAACUUCACCUUCGUUGUAAACUCCGCAGUAACGACAUGUUUAUGACGAUCGAAAAGAGCGAGCGAUGUCUAUGACGAGGUAUCCUUGUAAGUCAAGGACUUUCUGUCGUUUGAAAAGAGUGGGUGAUGAACUUCAUCACGACUUUGCAGUCAAUCCUUAGGAAUAUCAUCAAAGUAUACUUUACAACAAAAUUGCCAAUUAAAAACGUUGAGCUAAAGGUCAUUUGAUGCGGGCAAGCUAAGGAUCUGUGAUAAGAAGGCAUUAUCAUCCCGAUGGAAUAAUCAAGGGAAGUUUCAAGCAUCAAGAAGAGAAAUUCGAAAUACAAAGUGAGAAGCAAACUGAACUAGAACGCAUUGACGUUGAUUUCAACUACGAGCGAGAGUUGAAGAAUUUUUCACAGUAGUAUUAAUUAUACAUUUUACAAGCGAUGAAAUUUUUGCCGAUAAUUCUUCUCGUUAGACGUGGAGGCUAAAAAAACAUCCUUAACAGGAGAGGUUGUGGUAUAGAGUAUAAAAGUUUUAAAACCAAUAUUUUUUAAAUUUACUCCUCUACGAAGAAGACGAGAAAAUAUUUACAUAUUAUUGUACUGUAAUUGUUUAUAAAUAUGUGAUUCUUUGCUUCUUCGUGCCAUUCAAAGCCGACACCGACUUUUCACGAAAUUGUACUGAAGAUUGCACGAGUCGUGGACUUUUAAGCGUGAUAACUACAAACAUUCUGGCAACAGGAGUGAUAUUUUCAGUUCUUUGUAGAGCUAUGUUGGAAUUGUGUAUGUACCAAGAGAGUAUCAAGCUAAGAGGCUGGCUUCCUUGCGAUGAACAUAGAGUUAAAGGAAUCCCUCUCAAUAUAUUUUCCGACUUAUUUUCUGUGGUCUCUUGAGAAUAGUGUCACAAUUACCAGACAUAUAACUUGAAUCUCUUAUUGGAGAACAACUACAUUCAGCAUUGGAUGUCCAAGUGCGGAAAUAUCGCGACGCGAAAUUGGUUGUUUUCUUAGAUCCUCCAAGGAUAUCUGAAAUUAGUAGUGAUUUCAAAAUAGUUCACAUGUUCUUUUUUUCGUGCUUGGCAAGCGUGAAUCUGACUUCAAGUUGUCCUCCACUUUUCACCGGUUACAUGAUUGGCGCGCUCUCAAUUGCCACAUGUUUCCCGCACUUGACUCAGGUUUUGUCAGUUUAAUUUAUUUUUUCCCGCUCUUUUCUUUUCGCUUGGUACAUAUUUGGCGCGCCUGCCAAAAAUUUUUGCGCGCUUGAUGCUGAUUGGUCCCACUGGUCCAUGUUUCCGUUGCGUGAGGGUUUGUGGGUUUGUGGGUUUGAGUUUGACAAUUGUGAUACUAGUGUCAGUGAGACCAAAAGAGAUUUAAGUCAACCGGAGAUCUUAAAUUGGUUACUCUGAAAUUAUUCUAAAGAAGCGUGUACAUGAAGCCUAAGAUAUUGAGUUUUUUUACGAUAUGUAAAUAAUUAAGCUUGUCAAUAGAGGCGUUCUGUUUUUUCGAAUUUUGUUCGUUCUGAACAAGUGAUAUUUUAUAUGACAGCUUGCUUCAAUAAGUCAUACAAUGAAAAUUUAUAUUGUAUAAUACUGCUGUAGAUAAGGCAUAGGUUGUAGAUAGGUUUCAUCGAUAAAAGAUCAAUUUAUGGCUUUCUUAGUUCUCCAGCUACAAAGCCCAAAUUCAAAUAAUUAAUAUUUUCAUUGACAAUUCAUCGCUUCCCAUAAUAAACUGUCGAAUGUGUGGCAUGAAUGUAAAUGAAAUCAGUAGUUCUUGUUUAAAGAUCGCCACCAUGGUUUCAUCCAAAUAGCUAAACCUUGGAACCACACAUUGCAGCAGAACAAGAAUUGUUAUCACUUUGUCGGGCAUUGUAGCGCAUUUUGCGGGCUAAAAUGUACUUUAGCCCGCUCGCACGCUCGCGUUUCUGUUCAAAAUUUUUUUGGUCAUUUUUUUAAAGUUUUUAUUUUCUUAAUGCCUUCCAAAGUGAUGAUAAUAGUAAGACGGUGUGUGUUCUUGGAUACUGAUAUGUUUUGGGCUCUUCUUAGAUCAUUUUAACCAUCGCUCCGGCUCCGGCCAAAAUGACUCGGUGUCAUAACACACGGAAGUUCUGCUCAUUGGCUUCUAGACAUAAGGGUUUCUUCCACGCACUUUUAAACGAGAACUACUUUGUACAUCGUGAUACACAAUACCACUUAACAGUACUACUUCAUUUUAAUGGUCACAGGGGUAUCUUACACAGACAUAAAUCAUGAACAUUAAAGGGUGAUUUUUGAUAAGUGUCGUUAAA
Pocillopora damicornis (cauliflower coral) is the source of this 4269-nucleotide messenger RNA. Its product is annotated as mitogen-activated protein kinase kinase kinase 3. Gene Ontology annotation, molecular function: ATP binding; protein kinase activity; protein binding. NCBI's taxonomy places the organism in Eukaryota, Metazoa, Cnidaria, Anthozoa, Scleractinia, Pocilloporidae. Gene Ontology annotation, biological process: protein phosphorylation. The record is from RefSeq and is a predicted model, not a curated record.